Messenger RNA from Nycticebus coucang (slow loris), 2303 nucleotides. RefSeq names its product G protein-coupled receptor 22 (gene GPR22). The coding region runs from base 709 to 2010 and encodes 433 amino acids. Gene Ontology annotation, molecular function: G protein-coupled receptor activity; peptide binding. NCBI's taxonomy places the organism in Eukaryota, Metazoa, Chordata, Mammalia, Primates, Lorisidae. The transcript is spliced from 3 exons. The record is from RefSeq and is a predicted model, not a curated record. Gene Ontology annotation, cellular component: membrane. Gene Ontology annotation, biological process: G protein-coupled receptor signaling pathway.
UGCAUCUCUCUGCAGUGGAGAGAAGCGACAAGGUAGGCUGUCAUUCUGCAAAAGCUGCCCAGAACAGGCUUUCCUCUGAAAAGCAGUGCCGUUCCUUUUUAGAAAGACUGACUCUAAAUGUUGUCUCUGGAGACAAGAAGCCUUCAGUAUGUUAAAUUACUUUCAUUAUGUAUUUUCAGAUGCUUAUUGAUUCCACAGUAGGAAGAGUAAGAGACUGCAGCAGCCUCUAAGCAGCACUACACGUUCCAUACAUUAGCAGUACUGCUGAAACAAUGGCACAGCACAGACACAUAUUUUCAUUAAGGUCAUUUUCGAAGAGAUGUUUAUGACCCUCUUCCCCCAGUCCUCUCCUAACAAGUGAACAAAAUGAAUCAAUCAAAACUGGAAACGCUUCAACUACAUCAAGAAUUUAUCAAAUCUUUAGCGGAGGGUCCACAGCAGCUAAUUCAGUAUUUACAAGUAAUAACAUGAAGAAUGCAAUUGACUGAGCAUCUCCCUAGCUGUCUGAACCCCGAACUGCAAGAUAUUCCUAUAAUAAAUGAUCUUAAGACAUUAAGGAGUUAAACCCAGGGAAUAAAUCUACAUUACUGUUGGAAUAUAACAGACAGCAUCCUAAGAAGAUACUACACAAAAUAACCACAAAAAGAAAAACAAUACAACCAUAAAAGCCUGAAAACAAAAUGGGGAAAAACCAACUGCUCCAAAAGAAUGUGUUUUUCUCCCACUCUGGAAAUCAACAUGCAGUCUGAAUCUAACAUUACAGUGCGAGAUGACAUUGACGACAUCAACACCAAUAUGUACCAACCACUAUCAUAUCCAUUAAGCUUUCAAGUGUCUCUCACCGGAUUUCUUAUGUUAGAAAUUGUGUUGGGACUUGGCAGCAACCUCACCGUAUUGGUACUUUACUGCAUGAAAUCCAACUUAAUCAACUCUGUCAGUAACAUUAUUACAAUGAAUCUUCAUGUACUUGAUGUAAUAAUUUGUGUGGGAUGUAUUCCUCUAACUAUAGUUAUCCUUCUGCUUUCACUGGAGAGUAACACUGCUCUCAUCUGCUGUUUCCACGAGGCUUGUGUAUCUUUUGCAAGUGUCUCAACAGCAAUCAACGUUUUUGCUAUCACUUUGGACAGAUAUGACAUCUCUGUGAAACCUGCAAACCGAAUUCUGACAAUGGGCAGAGCUGUAAUGUUAAUGACAUCUAUUUGGAUUUUUUCUUUUUUCUCUUUCCUGAUUCCUUUUAUUGAGGUAAAUUUUUUCAGUCUGCAAAGUGGAAAUACAUGGGAAAACAGGACACUUUUAUGUGUCAGUACGAAUGAAUACUACACUGAACUGGGAAUGUAUUAUCACCUGCUAGUACAGAUCCCAAUAUUCUUUUUCACUGUUAUAGUAAUGUUAAUCACAUACACCAAAAUACUUCAAGCUCUUAAUAUUCGAAUAGGAACAAGAUUUUCAACAGGGCAGAAGAAGAAAACAAGAAAGAAAAAGACAAUUUCUUUAACCACACAACAUGAGACUACAGACAUGUCACAAAGCAGUGGUGGGAGAAAUGUGGUCUUUGGUGUAAGAACUUCAGUUUCUGUAAUAAUUGCCCUCCGGCGAGCUGUGAAACGACACCGUGAAAGACGGGAAAGACAAAAAAGAGUCUUCAAAAUGUCUCUAUUGAUUAUUUCUACAUUUCUUCUCUGCUGGACACCAAUUUCUGUUUUAAAUACCACUAUUUUAUGUUUAGGCCCAAGUGACCUUUUAGUAAAAUUAAGAUUGUGUUUUCUAGUCAUGGCUUAUGGAACAACUAUAUUUCACCCUCUAUUAUAUGCAUUCACUAGACAAAAGUUUCAAAAGGUCUUGAAAAGUAAAAUGAAAAAGAGAGUUGUUUCCAUAGUGGAAGCUGAUCCCAUGCCUAAUAAUGCUGUAAUACACAACUCUUGGAUAGAUCCUAAAAGAAACAAAAAAAUUACCUUUGAAGAUAGUGAAAUAAGAGAGAAAUGUUUGGUACCACAGGUUGUCACAGACUAGGGAAAAGUCUAAGUUUUACCAAAUCCACAUUCAGAUGAAUUUUAAAUUUAACUUGUAAAAAAAUAAAAUUACUGCCAAAUAUAAGGAAAAAAAAUUAAGUAUUGGUUAUGUUGUAAAUUAUCAAUGUGAAUGUCAAUUAGAUUAGGUCAUAUAUAUUCAAUUUCUUCAUUACUUAAUGUAUUUGUUGCAUGGCAGUUUGUUAAAGUAAUAUCAUGUGUAUAUUUUGUCAAUAUUAUGUCCAACAGCAGAUACUCAUGUAAGUCAUAUUUUCUAAAGAAUAAAUACAUAGCCUU